UCAAACCAAACAGCAUGAGUGAAACUCACAUGGUAACUUUAGCUAGCAGGAGAAACGGGGAACUGUUCUAUUUGAAACAUAUUCCUGACCUAUUAUCAUACUGGGGGACCUAAUGAAAAUGUCUGCAUCUAAAGUCAAGAUGCGGGAGAAGAAGAUGAGGGAUCAGCCCGUCAGUGUGCAGUAUUCUUCCCAGAAUGAGGCAGGAGGCAGCAACGAAAACGGAGGUGAAACCCGCAGCACUGGUGGAGGUCCAUCCACAAAUAGGCCGAAGCGCUCUCACCAUCAGCCUGGGUGGGUUCGUGGACACCAGAAAGAUGGAGGAGACUACUCCAAAGAAAUGCCCAAGUAUAUCACUGCUGGAGGGUUUGCCAGGGCCCGGGCAGCGGAGGUGAAAGCCAUGCUGAAAGCUGUCACAAAGAGACCAGCCAGUUGUCAUGUGUUUGAAACUCUGCCUAAACACAUGAGGAGACGGGCCAUGAGCCACAACACCAAGCGGCUUCCACGGAGGCUGAGACUCAUGGCUAUGAAACUGCGAGAGAAAAGCCUACAGGGCGGCUCCAAGAAAAAAAAGGAACAGACUAGGAGUAAGAGUCGCAAAGCUCGCCGUCGGCAUGGAAAUCUCUUGUUGGAGUUUAACCGCCGCCAGAGGAAGAACAUUUGGUUGGAAACGCACAUUUGGCACGCCAAGCGAUUUCACAUGGUUAAAAAGUGGGGCUACUGCCUCGGGGACAGACCCACAUACAAAUGUUACCGCCCCUGCUACAGAGCUAUGAGCAGCCACUGCCUGCUGCAGGACCUUUCUUACUACUGCUGCAUAGAGCUACAAGGAGAGGAAGACCGGCUGCUGACGGGUCUGAGUCAGCUGACCAGCAAGGAGGCAGGUCCCACAUUUGCUGCAGCCCUGUGUCUAUCAGGGAGGAGACAGGGCAGUGUGGUGGUCUACAGAGCUGGACAGUACCCCUCCCAGCCCCUGGGCCCCGUUACCUUCCUCUGGAGGCCCCGAACCCAAGGCUCGACCCACAGACAGCUGUGGAUCUGGGCUCAUCCCACCCUCAAACAGGAUCUUCUUGCUGAGUUACGAAGUGUUUGCGAUUGUUCUGAGGCAGUCGUCCCUGUGGUCGUGCCUGAGCCGUCACCUGCAGAGGUCACUCCCACCGUAGACUCGGAGCCAAAGCCUAAAACCACCCCUGGAGCCAAGAGGAAGAGGAGCUCCAAGGACCAGAGCGGACCCCCAGCCAAGAAGAUCCUGGGUGAUGGAACCAGAUCUCCCACCACUCCUGUGACCUGGAAGUCCAGCUCAUCUACAACAGUCAUAAAUGAUCUGACAAUGGAGAUCAUUCGCUACCGUCUGAUUGGACCACAAUCCCACACUGUGAUCACAGAGGCUUUUGAAGCGGCAACAUCUUGUGAUGAAAUGAACAAAUCCCAGCCAUCUUCACUCUGGUGGCCUGAACACUGCAAAGAUGAAAACAAGAUGCAUCUACACCAACAACAAGCUGAUGUAUUUCACUUACUUAAAGGCAUCUUUUCCACCGCAGAGCUCCCCCCAGGCACAAUCCUCGGUCUGACUGUAGACGAUCCCAGACUGACUUUACCAACUAAGAAGGUUAAAGCUUUGCCCUGUGUAAAGCAGGCACAAGAGGUGGAUGAGGAGAAGAGAAGGGAACUGGUACUCAGCGGUGUAUCAGAACACUGCUGUCAGAGCUUCCUGUGGGACCGGUCCGUCCGAGACAACGUCAUCGAUAACAAGAUAUCGGAGCAGGAGUUAAACCGUAUGAGAAGUGAGGUUCUGGUCCCGGGGUCCAGACUCCCUGUCCCCCCACAGGGUCGAGUCCCCGUCCUGCUGGUUCAUCAGCCUGGGAAACAGGUGGGACAUGAGAUGAGCUCCUGGGGGGCUGGAUGGGACCUGCUGCUUCCCAAAGGCUGGGGCAUGGCCUUCUGGGUUCCACUGGUGUACAGAGGAGUCCGCAUCGGUGGGCUGAACAUGAGUCUGAAACACUCUCAGAAUAAAAGCGCUCCUCACUUCCCUCACGAUUACCCAGACUGCCCUGCUGGCGUUCACUUCCAGGAGGAGCAGGAGGCAGAGCUUCUGGACAAGUUCAAAAGGCGUCCGCCCGCCAAAAGGACCAAUUACAUUAAACAUGGAUGUCUGGCUCCGUUCUGUUGCCCGUGGCAACAGCUAGCCGAGGAGUGGGAGCACAUCACGAGGGAGGGAGGCGAGGAGAGAGAGGGGGCUGGUCGGAGUCGAACCACAACAGAGGCUGACACUGUGAUGGAGGGGGAGGUGGCGACCCCUCGUCAGGAUGUCACCAUGACGAUGGCACAGAGAUUCACUGUACUGAGGAACAGAAAGUCUUUGAGGCUGCUCUCUGGUUGGUGCAAACCCACCACAUCCAAAGGUCAAAGGGCGUGUCGUCUCAGGCCGCCACCGCCAUCUCUGGACCUUUCAGCUGUGAAGUCAUUCCUCACUUCACAUAGGAUGACGCUGGUGUGGGUGCGACUAUCACUUCUGUCCGGCGGCAAACCAGAACUCCACGGUAUCGUGUGUGUGCCGACCUCUGAGGAUCUGAAGCAGCUCAAAGCGCCCGGCGCCGUCGGCCCCCAAGAGCCCCCGCAUAAGGAUCACUUCAAAAGCAGAAUAAAGCGAAAGAAGAGCUCAAAGAAAGCCGCUGCACCCUCUCUGCCUUCUGAUAAGACUGUGGAGAAAGAGACAGAGCUCAGUUCUGCUUCUGACCCAAAUAUUCCCAUCACCUCAUCCUCUCCAUUGGACCUGGUUUUGGGGCUGUGGCCUGACCCCCUGCCCAGCGUCGCCUCCCACUGCUCCCGGCUCACCCUGGGCUGGGUCACCCAAGGGGAUUUCUCUCUAUCCGCCGGCUGUGGGGAGGCUCUGGGCUUCGUCAGCGUCCCCGGGCUCCUUAAUACCCUCCAGAACCAGCCGAUGGAGCACAGAGGGACGGUUCUGCUGCGUAAUCCCACCUCCCUUCAGUACCGCUUCGCUAAAAUCAACAUCGAGGUCUGAGCCUAUGCACAAGUUUAGCUAUUGUCAGUAGAAAAAAAAAAAAGUCUAAUCUUUCACCUCAGUAAUACAGUUGUGGAAAAAAUUAUUAGACCGCCCCUUGUUUUCUUCA
Molecule: messenger RNA, 3128 nt
Organism: Sphaeramia orbicularis (orbiculate cardinalfish)
Lineage: Eukaryota; Metazoa; Chordata; Actinopteri; Kurtiformes; Apogonidae
Product: ribonucleases P/MRP protein subunit POP1-like
Exons: 16
Coding region: 113-3019 (968 amino acids)
Biological process (GO): tRNA 5'-leader removal
Cellular component (GO): ribonuclease MRP complex; nucleolar ribonuclease P complex
Source: RefSeq, a predicted model, not a curated record